GUCCAGAGAGAUUCAGCACCAGGGUAAGAAUGCUUUUCUACUGCAGCUAAUGACUCUCAGUCGGAGUUUGACUAAAGGAACCAAGUCACAUGUUUCUGUGAUCAGUAUCUGCCCAGCCUUGUGCUCCAGCCUUUCUGGAGGCUUGUAUGCUGGAAACUGGAGCCGUGAAACGCUGGGAUUUAGUGGCAAGAACUUCAAUGUGAAGAAAAGAAUAAGAAGAAAUGAUCAGCUGUUAAGGAAUCCAUGGAUAGAUCAGCUCUGUUGACAGACAACAGGUGCUGAUUUCUUAAACUGCACGUGGAACGUAAUGUCAUUAACAAGACUCCAGAAAAACAAAUCUUGAGAUGAUACAGGGAGUUCUAUCAUAUGGAGCUUUCUUCACACUGGAAUGAGCUCUUACAUGAGAACUGGGAAUACGUUCCAAAUGGCUUUCUUCCCCGAUUGGAUGCAGUGAGUGACAAAACAGCUUCUGUUGGUACAUUGUUGAUGUGUGGAUGAACGAUUAUUUGUCCUGAUACCAUAAUUAAGCAGCGAUUAUCUUGAAACACAUAUUUCUUAUAGAAAUGGUCCAAAAAAUAUUUCUCAGCUAACCUUGAUGGCACCAGUGGAUCUACUACCCUGAUGUGGGGGUGAUUUAUCAAGAUUUUGGGGAAAAGUCUAUUUAUACAAUCCAGACAAGGAGCUAGCCUUUAAGUGGAUUAUUACAGUUAGUGGAUGUGUAUUAUUUCAAGAGACAAGGAAUCACAAAGCAGUGACUUUUUUUGUGGUUGUGUUCAGGAAAGCUUUAAUAUGAUCAUGUAUGGGGAAUUGCUGCUAAACUCUAGCAAUGCAACAGAGGCUCAAGUCAUGAUACAGACUAACACGUCUUACUUGAGCAGCACUCAGAGGCCAGUGAGUGCCUCUGUUCUGUACAUGUCUACAGCAAAAGUGAUGAAAGAAGGUGGGCUGAAUAAACCAGACCUUGUGACUUAUAUUGUUCUGUUUGUUCUGCUAUUUUUGACUGUGGUAAUAAUUGUACUUUUUAUAAAUUGCCAACUGAGGAAUUCGUUCUUUGCAGGGCUGCCUUAUGACAGAUCACUAAGAGAAGCCAGGAGCCCAUGGAAAACACAGUCUGUUUGAACCCAAGGAGUGGGAUUUCU
Molecule: messenger RNA, 1139 nt
Organism: Spea bombifrons (plains spadefoot toad)
Lineage: Eukaryota; Metazoa; Chordata; Amphibia; Anura; Pelobatidae
Gene: SMIM32
Product: small integral membrane protein 32
Exons: 1
Coding region: 715-1119 (134 amino acids)
Source: RefSeq, a predicted model, not a curated record